AACGGGGAUAAUAUCUCCGCAUCCUUCUCCCCCUAAGCUCCGGCCCCACUGCCAUGAGGCAGAAUACAGCCACACAACCCGCCGCCGUACUAUAUCUAGCGUGUAUGAUAUCUCCGACCUACUACGGAUUUUGCGGAUUCCUUCUUAGCCGUGAGAAUGGAGUCUUUACAUCUAGGUAUGAUAAAGCUUCUCCCCAUUUCUAUAACUGCUGUAUAGAAAAAACGAGCCUUUGGACGAAUCCUAUACUUCCAUGGCUAGCAUUGACAUUGGCCGUAAAAAGGUGGAAAAGAGAAACCGGCCACCUGUUUCUUGUGAGCCAUGUCGGACUAGAAAGCUGAAAUGCAAUCGGGGUUCACCAUGCGACUCCUGUAUAAGACGGGAUAAGGCCUCACUUUGUAACUAUGCGGCUAAUGCCAGCCGAAGUGAGCCUAGUAAUAAGAAACCACGCGACUUAAAAGAUAGACUCAAUACUCUAGAGAAUUUAGUGUCUUCUUUACUGUCGGGCGAUGCUGUCGUCCAGCCGGGACUGACUACUAGAGGGGAACUCAUCGUAGCAAAGUCCGAUGGUAUCACAUCACCAGCAAGACAUUAUAAUAAGUCCGCAGAACACGAUUCGAGUUUUACCAGCCAGAGUGCGGGAGAAGAUGCUCUUACCCCUGAGACGCCCCACCUACAGGAAACUGCGGAUGGUCAAGUGAACUAUAUCGAUUCUAACCAUUGGCUAUCUAUCUUGGACGAUAUAAAAGAGGUUCGAGAGCACUUAUUAGCAUCAAGUCAGCCUGUAUCACGGAAUGAGAAAGGGGUUACUACAGAUCGCGUGGUAUUGGACGCCAGUUUUCUGCUAAGCUCAGACCAAAUUUCGAGUCUCGGCGAGAUUCUAAGCUCGUUGCCAUCUCAACCUAUCUGCGACAUGUUACUUUCUUGGUAUUUCGGUUCCCGGUUCAUGGUUCUAGGUAUCAUACACCCGGAUAAAUUUCAAAGUGAAUACGCUUCAUUCUGGGAGUCGCCAUCAACAACACCGCCGCUUUGGGUAGCCCUUCUUUUCUCUGUGCUUAGCGUCUCGGUUAGUCUACGAAAGGUAUCGAACGUAAGAGAGCCCGACGGGUUAAUCCCCCAUGUAAGUAUACUACAACAGAGAGCGGUGCAGUGUCUAGUUCUUGGGCGAUAUGCCACUGCUAAUGCACAUGCACUCGAGGCAUUUCUGCUUCACAUCCAAAGCUGCUUUUUCAGCCGCGAAUGUAAUCCAGUUGAUUUGUGGUUCGAAAUGGGCACAACAAUCCGGUUAGCAUUCAGGAUGGGCUAUCACCGCGACCCAAGUAACCUGACCGGCAUCUCCCCUUUCGAUGGGGAGAUGCGGCGGAGAGUUUGGGUUAAUAUAUUUCAAAUAGACGCAUUGGUAUCUUUCCAAAUGGGCUUCCCAAGUAUGAUACCAACCGAGUUUUGCGACACCAAGGUUCCGAGGAAUCUAGAGUACUCCGAUCUCCAUCUCGACAUGACAGCACUACCACCAUCGAGACCCCUUUCUGAGAACACUCACAUCCUUUACCUUAUCGUCAAAGCUAGUGUGAUGGCGGUCUUCAAAAAGAUCGUUGCGAAUACCCAAUCGAUAUCAGUUCCAGCUUACGACGAAACGAUUGGGCUGGACGCUGAAAUGAACCAAGUCUACAGCAUGGUUCCAGAGCUUUUGAAGAGACGGGAUGUCAACCGUUCUUUUAUAGACCAUCCUUGCCUUAUAUGGCAACGAUGUACAAUAGAGAUCCUCUAUCUAAAAGGUCUUAUCAUACUUCAUCGACGAUAUAUCAGUUAUGAGUUAAGAAGUCCUAGAUUUGAACGAUCACGGUACGCAUGCGUUGAAGCAGCUCUCGAUAUCGUUUCCCGGCAGAUAGAUAUACAUAAGGCAUGUGAGCCUGGUGGACGAUUAUACGAGGACCGGUGGAUGUUCUUUUCACUAUCAGUGCAUGAUUUUCUUUUAGCUUCCAUGGUUCUCUGUCUCGACUUGUCCGUCCGCAUGAGAUCUCGAAGUGGAGUCUUGACCGAAAGAAGAGAUACCCAGCAGCUUGCAACUAGAGAGUACCGGGCGCUCCAGGAGUCUCAACAGAUAUGGGAAGUUAACAAAGCAGCCUCACCCGAUGCUCAGACUGCAGCACUCGCGCUUGGCCUGAUGAUCAAGAAGGUUGCACAAAACGAUGUUGGUCUUUCUCUCGCGGAGGAAAAUAUUUCGUCAGGGGUCACGGAUCCCGUUGUCGAUUCAGAAUUGCCAUACGCGGCUACUAUGUCACAGAUGAUCGACGGAUUCGAGAGUAUUGAUUGGAGUCUGCUGGACCAAUAUUUGCAAUUUUAAGCAUGGAACAUACGUCAAGCUUGUUAUAGGGGUUCUAUUCAGUGCCGUGGUAAGAAUUCCCCAAAUAUUACGACUAGGUCACGGGUGAAUACUACAGCGAUUCAAAUUAAUGAAGACACUUAUGUGGUAGCUCUUAUAGGCAGAGUACCCCCUGUAGUCACUAGCUAACAAUACAUAAAUUUGAACUUUUAUAGACUUGGGUAACUUAGGUAGUUAUUAUAUAUCAAUAUAAGAAUAUCAGUA
Messenger RNA from Daldinia decipiens, 2584 nucleotides. Its product is annotated as fungal-specific transcription factor domain-containing protein. Gene Ontology annotation, biological process: DNA-templated transcription; regulation of DNA-templated transcription. NCBI's taxonomy places the organism in Eukaryota, Fungi, Ascomycota, Sordariomycetes, Xylariales, Hypoxylaceae. The transcript has 5 exons. Gene Ontology annotation, cellular component: nucleus. Bases 251 to 2341 code for a protein of 696 amino acids. Gene Ontology annotation, molecular function: DNA binding; DNA-binding transcription factor activity, RNA polymerase II-specific; zinc ion binding. The record is from RefSeq and is a predicted model, not a curated record.